UGAACGGGCUCCAGGCUCGGACCUUCGGCGUCUGGACGCUGCUGUCAUCGGUGAUCCGCUGUCUCUGCGCCAUCGACAUCCGCAAUAGAACGCCAGAUAACGCCUGUGACUUUCAGUGCACCAUUGAACACACUGCUCCGUUGUCCUCUCAGUUGUUGCCCAGGGAGCUUUUGCGCCUUGCCAGCCUCUAUUACAUCACGCUCUUCACCUUCUUUUUGGCCCUCGUUCACUUCCUCUCUGAGGUCUACAUUUACCACACUGCAGCCUUGACAAUUGGAGUUAUGGCACCCCUCAUGGUAGCAAGUUUCUCCAUCCUGGGGAUGUUGAUUGGGCUGCAGUACCUGGAGGUAGAAGCACUGUCACAAAACAAGAAGAAAAACUGA
Messenger RNA from Tauraco erythrolophus (red-crested turaco), 383 nucleotides. NCBI's taxonomy places the organism in Eukaryota, Metazoa, Chordata, Aves, Musophagiformes, Musophagidae. The record is from RefSeq and is a predicted model, not a curated record.